AUGUGUUACAUAAGAUUUUUUCCAUUUUGUUAUUCAAUUACCCACCAUCUAUCUAUCUAUCUAUCUAUCUAUCUAUCUAUCUAUCUAUCUAUCUAUCUAUAUAUAUAUAAUCACAGCUGUGUGGAAAGAACAGGUAACGACCUUCAGGAAAGAAGAACCCGUAAGGAUACAAAAGAAACAAUCAUGAAUACAAUCUCAUAUCUUGUACCUGCACGUUUUUUAGCUCUUGUUUCCCAGUUGGUGAUUGCUAUCAUGAUUUUGUUAUCCAGGAAUGCCAAUGUUGAAAAUUCUUUGCCCACAACCUUCACAACAGAUGAAUACAAACAGGUCGAUGUUGAGCUCUUCAUCGCUUUGUCUCUGACGUUGGUACUGAUAAUGUGGGAAUUUCUGGGUUUCAUCAGUGGCACAACAAUGUUCAUCAACUUUCAGAGUUUACUCUCCACAAUUGCCCAUAUCUGUGGGUUAGUUGCAUCAAUAUAUUUUGUGUUUGAGGUAUGGCCUGUCUCUUGGUAUUGGUAUAUCUUUGGCUUUUGCAAUGUGAUACCUGCUUUAACUGAAUUCAUUUACAUCUUGCAGGUUCAUUGUUUUCAUCGGGGUUUCUAG
Molecule: messenger RNA, 603 nt
Organism: Acanthosepion pharaonis
Lineage: Eukaryota; Metazoa; Mollusca; Cephalopoda; Sepiida; Sepiidae
Source: the annotation of a GenBank genome assembly